Messenger RNA from Emys orbicularis (European pond turtle), 1155 nucleotides. RefSeq names its product 5-hydroxytryptamine receptor 1B (gene HTR1B). The transcript has a single exon. Gene Ontology annotation, cellular component: plasma membrane. Gene Ontology annotation, biological process: G protein-coupled dopamine receptor signaling pathway; adenylate cyclase-activating adrenergic receptor signaling pathway; chemical synaptic transmission. Lineage: Eukaryota; Metazoa; Chordata; Testudines; Emydidae. Gene Ontology annotation, molecular function: G protein-coupled serotonin receptor activity; dopamine neurotransmitter receptor activity, coupled via Gs. The record is from RefSeq and is a predicted model, not a curated record. The coding region runs from base 1 to 1155 and encodes 384 amino acids.
AUGGAGCAAGCGACUCCCUGCCAGCCGGCACCCGACAACCUGAAGGUGCUUCAGACCAAUGACUCGUACCACGACCGCAAUUGCAGUGCAGAGGAAGGGAUCUAUCAAGAGGCCACUCCGCUCUCCUGGAAGAUAGUCCUCACCAUUAUCUUGGCUCUGAUCACUCUCGCCACCAUGCUCUCUAAUGCGUUUGUAAUCGCAACCGUCUACCAGACAAGGAAAUUGCACACUCCGGCCAACUAUCUCAUCGCCUCCCUGGCCGUCACGGACCUUCUCGUGUCUAUCCUUGUCAUGCCCAUUAGCACCAUGUAUACUGUGACCGGGAAAUGGACUUUGGGCCAGAUCGUCUGCGAUAUAUGGCUAUCUUCGGAUAUUACUUGUUGCACAGCCUCCAUCCUCCAUUUGUGUGUCAUCGCCCUGGACAGAUACUGGGCGAUCACCGAUGCAGUUGAAUAUUCUACUAAAAGGACUCCCAAAAGGGCAGCUGGCAUGAUCGCUUUGGUCUGGGUCUUCUCUAUCUCCAUCUCCAUGCCGCCUUUGUUUUGGCGUCAAGCGAAAGCGGAGGAAGUUUCUGACUGUGUGGUGAACACAGACCACAUACUGUACACCGUUUACUCCACAGUGGGAGCCUUCUACUUCCCCACCUUGCUGCUGAUAGCCCUCUACGGAAGGAUCUAUGUGGAAGCCAGAUCUCGGAUUUUGAAACAGACGCCAACGAAAAAAGGCAAAAGAUUAACAAGGGCUCAUUUAAUUACCGACUCCCCCGGAUCAUCUUCAUCGGUCACCUCCAUAAACUCCAAGGCCCCAGAGGCUUCCAGUGAAACGGGAUCUCCUGUAUAUCUGAAUCAGGUCAAGGUGAAGAUCUCGGAUGCCCUUCUGGAGAAAAAGAAGCUCACGGCUGCUAGAGAGCGGAAAGCUACCAAGACUUUAGGGAUUAUUUUAGGAGCCUUCAUCGUCUGUUGGUUGCCCUUCUUCAUCAUCACCUUGGUGUUGCCUAUUUGCAAGGACGCUUGCUGGUUCCACAUGGCCAUCUUUGACUUUUUCACCUGGCUAGGAUAUCUCAACUCUUUAAUCAAUCCCAUAAUCUAUACAAUGUCCAAUGAAGACUUCAAACAAGCUUUUCAUAAAUUGAUGCGUUUUAAAUGCACAAGCUGA